This is a messenger RNA of Echinostoma caproni, 525 nucleotides long. NCBI's taxonomy places the organism in Eukaryota, Metazoa, Platyhelminthes, Trematoda, Plagiorchiida, Echinostomatidae. The record is from the annotation of a GenBank genome assembly.
CUGUUAGUGGUUAAUCCCAGAAAUGGAAAAUGGCGAGUAUUUGUCGAUGGACUUCAUUUCGCAAACGGAGUCCAGUUACAUCGUGACGGUCAAUCGGUCUUAGUUGCUGAAACCACCCGAGGCCGGGUGGUUCGAAUUCCCCUGGAUGGCAAAACUCCGAGCACUGUUUUUGCAGAUGGUCUUCCUGGCUUUCCCGAUAACAUUCGUCUGAGCCCGCGCGGUGGCUAUUGGAUUCCGGUGAACAAUGUUCGCAACGGCUCACUGUUCUCCUGGAUGAUGGAGUUUUCACCGCAAUGGCCAAUUAUUCGACGAAUUGCGCACAGAAUCACUUCUCUGGUUCCAUGGUUCGAGUUCGAAAAGUCAAAAACAUCCAUGUUACUCCGUGUGGAUGAAGAGGGUCGGACAAUCGAAGUGUGGCACGACCCGAAAAACCGCGUAUCCAAUGUGGCGGAAGUGUGCGAAGCAGAUGGACAUCUGUACACCGGUUCCUAUUACCUGCCCUAUAUAGGAAAAGCAAAAAUAUGA